CGAGACGCUGAUGAUUUGCCCGGGAUUUCAAGCACUAUGUGUGUGUUUUUCUGGGGCUGCAAACAAAACUCUUAUAAGUAGAUGUCGUCAAUAGUUAGCCACUGAAACAACACAGGAACCACUGGUGUGCAUUUGGACUUGAUACAACUACAGAAGGAGGCAUCAACAGAAAGAAAAGCAGAGCGAUGCCGCCAGUGUCUGAAAUGGAGAUGGCCGCGCCAGAGGGGGAAGUCACGGGGGGGUUGUCCCGAGCCGACUGCCUCUGCCCUGUUUGCCUAGAGAUCUUUCUGGAGCCGGUGACGUUGCCGUGCAGCCACACCUUCUGCAAGCCCUGCUUCCUGGAGACGGUGGACAAGGCCAAUCUGUGCUGCCCGCUGUGUCGCAAGCGGGUGUCAACGUGGGCACGGCUCAACGGCCGGAACAAGACCCUGGUCAACGAUGAGCUGUGGCAGCGGGUGCAGGUGGCGUUCCCCAUGCAGUGCCAACGCAGGCUCAGUGGACAGGAGGAGGAGGAUGAAAACAUAUUGGUCCCCGGACCCAAAGUCAGUCAGCCUGGAGAGGUACGGAGAGAGUACGAGGAACAAAUCAGCAAGCUAUUAGAGGAGAAGCGUACCCUGGAGGAGGCAGAGAGGAAAGCAAGUGAGGAGUACAUCCAGAGUCUACUCGCAGGCGAGGAGGAGCGCCUGGCGGAGGAGAGAAGGAAGCACGAGGAGAGGCAGCUGGAGAACGACGAGAAGCUGGCCAGACUGCUCAGCCAGGAGCUGAAUCCAAGACCUAUCUCUGAGUCACAGAAGAACACGCGGACGAAUGACAUCACCCCAGCAAAGAAGAAACAGAACGCCAACGCUGGAGAUAUAGAGAAGUUCUUGUCCCUUAUUCCACAAAGACACGGCAGCAACUCAGAGAAUAGGUCCACCUCCAGCUUCAUGGCUAACAAGGAGAAUAUCAUGCACUCGGAGAGGAAGCCUUGGUCUUCCAAAGAGCAUGCAGAGCACCCGAUGCCAACGCUAGACUUCUACCCGGAGAGCUGCCGCACGCCGUGUGAGGCCUCAACGUCAUCAGAGAGUAUGGUGUACCAUCUGACCGACCCCUCGGGAACUUCACUGGCACACACACCCCACCACGGCACCCCAAGGAGAGGAGUGACCUCGGCCAAGAGGAAGAGCUGUGACAUUGAGGUGCCAAACGAAGGGGAAGCAGAGGUGGUCAGUAAGCGGCUCUGUCCUUCCUCCUCGUCAUCCCUCCUCUAUCUGCAGCAUGGAGAGGUGGCCCUAGUAGGCCAAGGGGAGAAGGCCCUGCUGCUCCAGGAGCUGGCCCAGAGAGAGGAGGUGCUCUUCUGCCGCAUGCAACAGGAGCAGGAGGACCGGAAGCUGGCUUUCCAUCUGCAGAGGCAGCUGAACCGCGAGGCGGCCAUCCACGCAGUAGACCGCAGCAAGGGCUCCAGCGACCAGUACCAGCUCCGCCAGAAACCUGACUCCAGCUCUGGCUCCAGCCCAGAGGGGAAUGGUCAUAGCGGGGCCAACAGGGGGCGCUCACACUCCUCCACCUCCAAAGAGAACAGGAACACAGUGGAGAGGAGGAGACUGUCUGGGCCCUCAUCUACCACCAAUAAGGGGGAAAGGAGCUCCACCAUCUCUAGCGCUGCUGCCACACCCUCCAGCCCACUGAAGAGGGGCAGUAAGCAGGCCACCCUCACAGAGAUGUUCCCCAGUCUGGGCAGUUGAAUCCUGGGUGUUUUGGAGCAUCUACAGUGGCACUGCUCAUCACCAUCACCUCUUGUUAACAGGUCUCGCCUUAUCGCCUAUGGGGGCUCAAGUGGUCAGGAUUGGAAUGAAGGAAUACCUUAGGGAGAAGAGGGUAGAUAUUGCUUGGACAUUGACCGUCUGGGACUUCACUGUGGUUUGAAUGCAUUUCAGGGUCUUCGACAGUUUGAGUGCUCACAGGAAAUGGCAGAGACUGGCUCGAUCAACUUUAUUUUGAUAGUAGGUUCAUUUUACUCAGAUUGUUUUCUCUAGAGAUUCAUAUAAAUGAUUACUUUGGAAUAAAAUAAAAACAAUUGGGAAGUUAUGUCUUGUCCUGUGGCGUGUAUUAAUGGAUGCCAAAGGAAGCCAGACUUCCCCAAAUAUUUGACCAAUAAAUUUUUUUUAUAUAUGAAAUUAUUUUUCUUUGGUGUGUGUUUUCAGAAUUUUCCGUCAAUUCGCAAGUGGCUGAAUCUCACCAGAAACCAUGUGUUUGUAUUUGAUACCAUUCCACCUAUUCCACUCCAGUAGUUGUUUAGUAAACUGUCAAACAUGAACUUGCUUGACCAUACUGCAGGUCAUAUAACUGCUCCAGGCUCUGUCGUAGCCGGCCGCGACCGGGAGACCCAUGGGGCGGCGCACAAUUGGCCCAGCG
Molecule: messenger RNA, 2394 nt
Organism: Coregonus clupeaformis (lake whitefish)
Lineage: Eukaryota; Metazoa; Chordata; Actinopteri; Salmoniformes; Salmonidae
Product: E3 ubiquitin-protein ligase rnf168
Exons: 7
Coding region: 186-1724 (512 amino acids)
Biological process (GO): double-strand break repair; protein ubiquitination
Cellular component (GO): nucleus; site of double-strand break
Molecular function (GO): metal ion binding; nucleosome binding; ubiquitin-protein transferase activity
Source: RefSeq, a predicted model, not a curated record